AUGUCCCAUCACGCUUAUGUUUCGACCAUUCCACGAGAGUCCGCGGGGAGUUCAACCAGGUCUUCUUCUCGAUCUUCGAUCAGUUCCAAGAAGUCAAUAUCUUCGGUUGUUUCGCACUCGCACGCCAAUAUCAGGACCGACAACUGGGCCAGGAAAGUCAUGAAGUACACAACCGGCGUGCCUCCCUCGAAAUCCCUAUCGUUGCGGAAGACGCAAGUCAAUAUCACAGAAGGGACCUACGACUAUGAAGAGGAGGCCAUGGUCUACAUUGACAGCUAUUACUUUACCUAUGCAUGGGUCUCACCAAGCUUCGAUGACGACAUUUCCACCAUUGGUUCCAGGAGCAGCAGCAGUAGGAGCAGCGGCAGGAACAAGGGAGCUAGGCGAGAAGGUCGCCCGGCAUCUCCAGGAUUCGGCCCAGCCUCCCCUAUACCACAACCUCAUCCCCCCCACCAUAGCGCAGGCUUCGUCCCAUCUCCCCCUCAUACUGGACCCUAUAUAACACCUGGCUUUAUGGGACAAGAGGACUAUAUGGGAAUGGGAGAUGGGAUGGGCCCUGGUAUCGGAUUCAUGGGCCACGUUAAUAUCCCUCCACCACCGCCUCCCGGGCCGGGGCUGACGACCCCAGCGUUCGCCUACUACAAUAGCCAGCCGCCACCGCCUCCUGCGCCCAUGAGAGACAGCGGUGGAGAUCCGGGGUUUAUCGACCUCAAUGCUCAGGGCGGAGGUGGUGGAAUUCGGCGAUAUGAUGACUGGGCGUAG
Messenger RNA from Sodiomyces alkalinus F11, 762 nucleotides. RefSeq lists its product as hypothetical. NCBI's taxonomy places the organism in Eukaryota, Fungi, Ascomycota, Sordariomycetes, Glomerellales, Plectosphaerellaceae. The transcript has a single exon. The coding region runs from base 1 to 762 and encodes 253 amino acids. The record is from RefSeq and is a predicted model, not a curated record.